CGUACCGUCUCUCCGCCGCCGCCUCCUUCCGUACUCCAACUGCGUGGGCCGGCGCCCCCGCGUACACACUUCGCUCCGCAAAGUCCCUGCCCGGCCGGGUCCCGCGCUACGCAAAUCGCGUACGCCCAGACCACCCACCUGUGGCAACGCUACAACUGCCCUCCCCUCCUCGCAGCCGCUGAGGCCCGGGAGCCUACUGGGGAAGGCCGCCAGGGACGUGUGGCCCGGGGCCGCGCUCCAUGUGCUGCCGCUCCUGAGGACAAGCGUGAAGGGGUCGGACGCCUCGCCUCGCCUCACCACCUCGCCUCGGCGCAGGGGACGCCUGCCCUGAGGUACCUCCGCCAACCCCGCGGACCCCUCGCCUCACACCAGCGGCGGUCCGCAGCCACCGGUACCUUUCCGACACCGGGUUCCUGAGGAGACGCCGAGCGGCAGCGGACGAUCGAGCGGCGGUUUGUGAGUAGCGGCGUAAAAGGAGGCGCGAGGUUGCUGCAGCGUCUCCAUUGCCAGCUGCCACGGUGGUCCUGCUCACACCAGUGAGGAGGACCUCGGCCGCGGAGCGACAAGCGGCAGCCGAAACUCGGUUCAGUACUUCGGGCCUCUGAAGAACCGGGAUUGAAGGCAACUUUUAACUGUCUCUGUGGUGUUGUAAAGAAGCGCGAAGGGGACCCAGGUGUGUGUGUUGGUGUUUACAAGCGGUACAGGAUAGGUAAAAAGAAGAUGUCGGGUCGUCGUGUCGCUGCGGCGUGUGAUAGACGGCAGCUACCACGGGGCAUGGGUAGCAUGGCAUCGCCGCUCCUUGACCCGCGUCCACUUCGGCUGCCGUUUCUCGAGGCUGACAGUCGCCUCCAAUCGAUCUGCGGGCGCUCGAUGCAGCAGCCUUCGCGGAGGAGCAUUCUGCGGUCCCGGCCGCCGCCGCCGCCUCCUCCCCUGCCGCCGCCGCCGAUCGAUGCGCUCAGGGCUCCGGUCGCCAUUUUAGGGGGAGAGCGAGGGAGGCAGAAGGAAGGGUCGGCCCCUCCGAGGCAUUCCUUGCUCACAAUGUAUAGAACGAAAGUCAGUUUGAAAGACCGCCAGCAACUUUAUAAACUGAUAAUUAGUCAGCUGCUAUAUGAUGGAUACAUAAAUAUUGCCAAUGGCCUGAUAAAUGAGAUAAAACCACAGUCAGUCUGUGCACCGUCUGAACAACUGCUGCACCUAAUUAAGUUAGGAAUGGAGAACGAUGACAGUGCUGUUCAAUAUGCAAUUGGACGGUCAGAUACGGUAGCUCCAGGCACAGGAAUUGACUUGGAAUUUGAUGCAGAUGUACAGACCAUGUCUCCUGAGGCUUCCGAAUAUGAGACUUGUUAUGUCACAUCUCAUAAAGGACCAUGUCGCGUAGCGACGUAUAGCAGAGACGGACAGUUAAUAGCUACAGGAUCUGCUGAUGCCUCAAUAAAAAUUCUUGAUACAGAGAGAAUGUUGGCCAAAAGUGCUAUGCCUAUUGAGGUCAUGAUGAAUGAGACAGCACAGCAAAACAUGGAAAAUCACCCUGUUAUUCGGACUCUGUAUGAUCAUGUGGAUGAAGUUACGUGUUUAGCUUUUCAUCCAACAGAACAGAUCCUAGCAUCUGGUUCAAGGGACUACACACUUAAAUUGUUUGAUUAUUCAAAACCUUCUGCCAAAAGAGCCUUCAAAUAUAUCCAGGAAGCAGAGAUGUUGCGCUCAAUUUCUUUUCACCCUUCUGGAGAUUUCAUACUUGUUGGCACCCAGCACCCUACUUUACGACUGUACGAUAUCAAUACUUUCCAGUGUUUUGUGUCUUGCAAUCCUCAAGAUCAGCACACUGAUGCUAUAUGUUCGGUAAAUUACAACGCAAGCGCAAACAUGUAUGUGACGGGAAGCAAGGACGGAUGCAUCAAACUGUGGGAUGGUGUUUCAAAUCGCUGUAUUACUACUUUUGAGAAGGCACAUGAUGGAGCUGAAGUCUGUUCUGCUAUUUUUUCCAAAAAUUCAAAGUAUAUCUUGUCAAGUGGAAAAGACUCUGUAGCUAAACUGUGGGAGAUAUCCACCGGUCGCACGCUGGUCAAAUACACAGGAGCUGGUCUGAGCGGACGGCAAGUACACAGGACGCAAGCUGUCUUCAACCACACAGAAGACUAUGUGCUGCUUCCAGAUGAAAGGACCAUAAGCCUCUGCUGCUGGGAUUCAAGAACUGCUGAACGGAGAAACCUUCUUUCUCUGGGGCACAACAGCAUUGUCCGCUGCAUUGUCCAUUCCCCAACCAAUCCUGGCUUCAUGACCUGCAGCGACGACUACCGGGCUAGGUUUUGGUACAGAAGGUCAACGACGGACUGAGGACAGCUUUAUGAAACAGUGAUUAUCCAGAUUCAUUGUAUCAUCGUGUAUUGAUUGUACUGCCAACAGAUGCCUAGAUGAAAGCCGUGCUGUGUCUGGUUUUUAAUUCUGUCAAAUACGGCAGAAAAUAUCAAAAUACUGACACUUCAGUUUUGCCCCACGCUAAUGUUUUUUUAUUAGCGUGUGUGGUGUUAGUUUUCAGAAGUCAUCUCUAAUUGUACUCCAGGAGUGUGUGGGGAAGAAUAAAGUGAUCCUUGCAGGAAGGAUUAAACUUGUUCUCCUGUCUUUCUAAAUCCCACAAAAGAUAAUGUGACUGUAUCUUGCUCAAACUGGGCAGUGUGAGCCAGUUUUGCUCUGCAUUGUAUCUGUUUAAAGAGUGGAUUAGACAAGUAGCAGCAGAGCUUGGCAAAUAUUUUAAUGAAGCCUUAAGCUGCCUUCAGUUCCGAUUCAUUCUUUGUAAAGCUCUGGUUUGUAUCUUUUAGUCUGGGGUUUUUUGGUUUUGGUGGAUUUAUUUUUCUUUUUAAUUGGCCAAGCGAACCUUCCGUUCUGAGCCAGCCUUGUGCCAUGAGCAUCUGAAACAGGAUUUUAAAUUGUUCAGAUGAAUUCAAGAAAUGGUGUUCUAGUUCUGGUAUUAAAGCUCAGACUUGAAAUCUCAGCUUCUGUUGAAUUUAUCUUACCAAGUGGGACCUCGAAGUAAAUUGAUAGUUUUUUCAAGGAGUAGCCACGUUGCAACUGUAAAAUGCGGCAGUGCUGCAGCAUGCGAAAAUGAGAAUAAUUUUGCCGUAGAGACUUCUAGUAUCUUGUCAAAGGAAUGGUUGUGCAUAUUAAUUUUUGUAUAUGUACCCCAGAAAUGUCACUUUGCCGUUUUUUACUGAGGAAUUCUCAUUCUGUAAGUCUGUUACACAGCACUUGAAUUAACAUUCUUUUUUUAUUAUUAUUCAAAAACCCAGACUCACUGUUUCCUCUCCCUGCCCAAGAUGCCUCCCCCAGUAGUCCGAGUUUCCCAUCCCGUUCAACAGAAGUACAGACCAUUAAGAAACUCUGUGCUUAAGCCUUCUGUAAGUUUGAAAGCUCACUACUUAUUUUUACAGCUGGUCGCCUGGUUUUGAACGUGUUCGUUGAGGCGCCCUUGUACAGUGCUCGGGGGGCUCCCUCCGGCCAAAAGCGCAGCACUUGCGUCCGUGAGGAUUUUCAAAUGUGAGAUUGUUCUUACCGCUGGACUCAGUUGCCGUUACCGCCGAUGAAGUGUCCUGUCAAGGGCUGACGAGGGUACAGGUUUUGUCUGUAUUUAAAUAAAGAUUGCCUUUGGAAAAGUUA
Phalacrocorax carbo (great cormorant) is the source of this 3651-nucleotide messenger RNA. NCBI's taxonomy places the organism in Eukaryota, Metazoa, Chordata, Aves, Suliformes, Phalacrocoracidae. The record is from RefSeq and is a predicted model, not a curated record.